Molecule: messenger RNA, 1473 nt
Organism: Prunus mume (Japanese apricot)
Lineage: Eukaryota; Viridiplantae; Streptophyta; Magnoliopsida; Rosales; Rosaceae
Source: RefSeq, a predicted model, not a curated record
AUGGCUUUGAGCAGCCAAAGAGCCUCCACUUCUGCUCCUUCAGCUUCUCCAUGGAAAUACCAUGUGUUCUUGAGUUUUAGGGGCAUAGACACUCGCAGACGUUUUGCGGCUCAUCUAUAUCACAGAUUGUGGUUUCGCUCAAUUACAACUUUCAGGGACGACAAUGAACUUGUAAGAGGUACAACUAUUUCACCAAAUCUACUGAGAGCAAUUGAAGAAUCGUGGAUUGCGAUCGUUAUCCUCUCACCAAACUAUGCUUCUUCAUCCUGGUGCCUAGAUGAGGUUUCAAAGAUUGUUGAGUGCAAGGACGUGGACACCAUUCUACCAAUUUUUUAUGAUGUAGAUCCUACUGAUGUCCGAAAACAAAUGGGAACUUUUGCGGAAGCCUUCAACAAUCACAAAAAGAACUUUAAAAAAGACAAAGCAAAGCUACAACGCUGGAGAGCUGCUCUUACAAAAGUUAGUAAUAUCUCUGGCUGGAUUUCUAAAGACAGAGAUGAGAGCGAACUUAUCAAUGAAAUUGUGGAAGAAGUGUGUAACAAAGUGCAUCCUACAAUAUUCACAUUGCCAGGUUCCCUAACAAAGUUGGUGGGAAUUGAUUUUAGACUGAAGAAAAUAGAAUUGCUAUUAGAUCGUGAGGCAAAAGAUGUUCGCUUUAUAGGGAUAUGGGGGGAUGGUGGCGCAGGUAAGACAACUACAGCAAGACUUGUUUAUGACAGAAUUUCCCAUCACUUUGAUGUUAGCUGCUUUCUUGCUAGUGUGAGAGAGGUUUGUGCAACACAUGGGCUUGUUCAUUUACAAAAACAACUUCUUUCCCCAAUCUUGAAGCAAAAAGUGAAUGAUGUUUGGAAUGUUCAUAGUGGAUCCGACAUGACCAAGUACUGUUUGUGUAAUAAAAAAGUGCUUCUCGUUAUUGAUGAUGCGGAUCAGUUAAACCAACUGGAAGUAUUGGCCGGAAAGAAAGACUGGUUUGGUUUGGGGAGCAGAAUCAUUAUUACAACCAGAAAGGAAUGUCUCUUGAUUGAACAUCACGUAGAGGAACGAUAUCAACUCUUGGGAUUACAAGACAGUGAAGAUUUUCAUCCCCCCAGAAGGGAUGAGCCUGAAAGAGAUCUUAACUUGCAACUGCCUAAGAAGCUGCCUAAUUCAAUCGAACAUCGAAAAGAUGAUGAACCCACUAAAGUUCAGUCGAAGAAAGAUGAACAAGUUGGCAAAGUUCCCAAUGCUGUUGAAGAAGGUGUGAACAUGGAUUCUCCUCCUAAUUUCAAGGCUGACGACAGGGUUCCUUAUGGCUCAGACUAUGAUGCAAGCAUGGCUAAAGACUUCGAGAAGAAGCUUGGUAACUUUUAUCAACGCCGAAUUGAGUCAGCUAGUGGAGAAGGGUUCAGCUUAGGUAGAAAAGCAGUACUCAAGCAUGGUCUAAGACAGACCCUUGACCAUAUUGCGAUGACAGGAAGCUUUCCACUUGUAUAG